Colossoma macropomum (tambaqui) is the source of this 4310-nucleotide messenger RNA. RefSeq lists its product as uncharacterized. Gene Ontology annotation, cellular component: nucleus. The record is from RefSeq and is a predicted model, not a curated record. Lineage: Eukaryota; Metazoa; Chordata; Actinopteri; Characiformes; Serrasalmidae. The transcript has 24 exons. The coding region runs from base 84 to 4232 and encodes 1382 amino acids. Gene Ontology annotation, biological process: negative regulation of transcription by RNA polymerase II. Gene Ontology annotation, molecular function: protein binding; DNA binding; DNA (cytosine-5-)-methyltransferase activity, acting on CpG substrates.
CAGCGGAGAGGAUUCAGUGAGGACGUGGGUUCAGUAAACCUGUUUAUUUCUUCGACUAAAGACACAAACCAGGUUAUGGGAAGAUGGUGGUGAAUGGGGUUCUUACGCCAAAUGAUAAACAUGCUGACUCUGAGCUGCUGGCCUGGCUCAAUCACACGCUGCAGUCUAGCUUCAUCAAAGUGGAAGAAACAUGCUCAGGUGCUGCCUACUGCCAGUUGAUGGACUUGCUUAUCCCCGGCUGUAUUGACUUAAAGAAAGUAAAGUUCAAAGCUAAAGAUGAAACAGACAUGCUUAGCAAUUUCAAGCUGCUUGAAAAGGCCUUCAACCUCAAUUCCAUCAAAAAACCGCUGGAGUUUGACCUGGUGAUCCUUGGCAACUUUGUAGAGACUGGCAAACUGCUGAGAUGGUUCAAAGUGUAUUUUGAUCAGAAUUUUAAAGGACAGACAUACAAUCCUGUGGUGGCACGUGGUGGACAGAGUCUAGAGCCUUUCCUUGAUAAGAAACCUAAGGCUCUUGCACAGCUGGACUUCACAAAUAAAGGAGCUGGACGCCAGCUGGACAUCAACACACAAAUCGAAGCUGUGGACUCAUUCUCCUGCAGCCUGACAACGCUGCUUUUUAUCAAGAAACACUGGUCAUCUUUCUCGGCCAGCAACUUACGUGUUACAUAUAGUGCAGUCAGACAUGUGCUGGGCCAGAAAUACCCCACUGAUAUCACAGCCUCCUGCGUUCAAACCCCUUAUUGCCUGUAUGUGUACCAUGCAGUAGAGCUUAUGGAAAGGGAGAAGGGUAGUGUAAUCCUGAUAGGAUAUUUUGACCAGGUUGCUGGAAAGAGCAGAGUCAGGCUGCUUGAUGUCGUUCAGCCCAUGGAGGAGACAAAUGCUGCUUUGCUGACCUGUCUAACGGAGACGCUGAAGAAGUUUGAAAUCCCUCUAGUGAACCUGGCAGCGUUUUAUUCCAAUGCACCAGACCCUACAGAGCUUGUUUCAGACCUGAGGGUCCUGAAUCCCAGAACUCUCUUUCUGUGUAGCCUCACUGAUCUCGCAGGACAAGCUUGUCGUGGUGGCAUUAUGGCGAUGGAGCUGUCCAGGAACAUCCAGGGACUUCUCAAGAAGGUCCAGCAACACUUUCCAUCUCUCCCAGCUUCUCUGAAGGAACAGCUCAGUAGUAUGGAGGACACCAACUUCACCUCCUCUUUGACAUCCGAUUGUGUGCUCUUGAGGACAGUGGUCCAUAAAAUGACCACAGUUUGGUCAGACUUGGCGCAGUACUUUAGCUCACUGGAUGCUCGUGGCGGUAUAAGGGAAAUUCGUCGUCUCCUCAGUGAUCAGUGCUUAAGAGUGAGCUUCUUGUUUCUUAGCCAUGCUCUACAGCCUCUGUGUGAGUUUCAAGAGAUCUGGCUUCAUGAUGGGGAUUUGAGGAAAGCCCUCAAAGAUGCUUUUGGCUUAAUCCAGCUUUAUACAUCCAGCUUCCUCCAGCCUAAAUCCAUGGAACACUUCAGGAGAAGCAGUGGGUCCCUCAGAAGUGACCUGAUGGAAUAUCUACCGAGAGAUAAGGUGAAGGUUGGCGAACAGGUGGUGGAGUAUCUUCGACAGAAAGAUGCCAAGCUGACUGACAAUCUAGACCUCUUCUACAAGAGCGCUAUCUCGUUCUACACUGCAGUCGCUUCCAGUAUCAUCAAGAGUUUACCCUUGCCUGACACUGCUCUGAGGAACAUGCCUCUCAUCUUAAGUCCAGAGGGAAAGAUGGAGGUCACUGGGAAAGCUGUAGCAGAUUUAGGUGUGCUGUUUGGGGUUUGCCCAAGUGCAGAGGAUGUUAACUUGUUAACAGAUGAGUUUUUGGAGUACCAGUUUGCUGAGCAGGAAAACUCACCUAGUCCAGCUGACCAGUCCGUGGAGCAGUACUGGAGGGCAGAGAUGAGGAUUAUGGGAAGGUCGUCCAUUUUCCGAAAGCUGAUCCUGAGCCUCUUGGCCCUACCUAAAACUUUGAGAAUGGAAAGCGUCUUUGCACAAGUGUUUAACGGUGCAAGUGAUUACACUCUGCACGCGAAGGAAAUGGAGACCUCAGAGGAAAAGAACGUGCCACAGGAUGAUGAUGUUACCGACAGCAGCUCCUAUAAAAGUGCCCCGUCACACCCUCUCAGCCCAGAGACCCAGGAGAGCGUAGCAUCAGACAUUAUUGACCUGACUGAAGUGGAUGAUGUUACUCCUAUGGAGACGAACACCUAUACCUCUCAUUCAGAGACAGAGGUGAAAGGGAAAAAACAAGACAAGACAAAGAUUUCAGAAUCAAUAGUCAUUGAUGAUGAUGAUGAUGAUGAGGAUGAUGAAGAAGACGAUGAUGAUGAUGGUGAUGUCACUGACGUGACUUUAUGUUUUGUGACGGUGUUUGCAGUAGGGGAGAUGGUGUGGGGCCCGGUGGAGGGCUUUGCUGUUUGGCCUGGCCUGGUGGAGGAGUUGACUAGACUGAAGGAUGGAGACACCAUGUGUAAAGUGGCUUGGUUCGGUGAUGGUAUGAUCUCUCAGAUCCCUUCAGAUGCUCUCCAGCCUUACUCUGUGUUUGCGCAGUGCUUCUGCCCUAAUUCCUUUGCUACUGUGACGGCAUACAAGGACGCCAUCUUUCGUUCUCUGCAGGUGGCUGCCAACCGCACUGAAAUGGUGUUUUCUCUUGAGUCGGACUCUCAGGAUGAGCUGCUGAGAGUUCUGCUGGACUGGGCUUUCGGAGGCUUCAAACCUGCAGGACCAAAUGGACUUAAACCUCGAUCAAAAGAAAAUGAGGACUCCUCUCAGUCUGUGAGGAAAUCGUCUCUAUCUGACAGCCGCCCAACUCCCAGAAAACUAAAAAGUGCUUCCAAGAAUAAAGAUCAAAACAAGGAUCAAAACAAGGAUCAAAAUGAAAUGGUACAUGAGGUUUUGGACAAAGGGAAGAACAUUGAAGAUUUCUGCCUGUCAUGUGGGACUGGACAUGUUGAGAUCUUCCAUCCACUGUUUGAAGGGAGUCUCUGUUUAAAAUGCAAGAAUAAUUUCACAGAGACGCUUUAUCGGUAUGACGACGAUGGCUACCAGUCGUACUGCACUGUGUGCUGUGCUGGACUAGAGGUCAUCCUGUGUGGAAACGACAGCUGCUGUCGCUCCUUCUGUGUGGACUGUGUGGAUAUCCUGAUUGGUAAAGGCACGUUUGACCAACUAAAGGAUCUGGAUCCGUGGAUCUGUUACCUGUGUGCACCAGAGAAAAGCUCUGGGGCAUUGAAACCCAGACAUGACUGGAGUAUCCGUGUCCAAGAGUUCUUUGCCAAUAACAGUGCCAUGGAGUUCGAGCCUCAUCGUGUUUAUCCAGCAGUCCCUGCCAACAUGCGUCGUCCAAUCAGGGUCCUCUCUUUAUUUGAUGGUAUUGCUACAGGAUAUCUGGUACUGAAGGAUCUGGGCUUUAAAGUGGAGAAGUAUGUCGCAUCAGAAAUAGAUGAAGAAUCCAUUACUGUCUCUGUGGUGAACCAUGAUGGAAAAAUCACUCAUGUGGAUGACGUCCGAAGAAUCACCAAAAACCAUAUUGAGAAGUGGGGUCCAUUUGACCUUCUAAUUGGUGGGAGCCCAUGCAACGACUUGUCUAUAGUAAACCCAGCACGAAAAGGAUUGUUCGAAGGCACUGGGCGGCUCUUCUUUGACUACUAUCGGCUACUGAACGUCAUGAAGCCGAAGGAAGACGACCCUCGGCCGUUCUUCUGGCUCUUCGAGAAUGUUGUGUUCAUGAACAACAGGGACAAAGCUGAUAUCUGCCGUUUCCUAGAGUGCAACCCGGUCCUUGUUGAUGCUGUCAAAGUGAGCCCAGCCCACAGAGCCCGAUACUUCUGGGGGAACCUCCCAGGCAUGAACAGACCAAUCAUUGCUUCUCAGAACGACAAACUGACUCUUCAGGAAUGCCUCGAACCCGGCCGCACUGCCAAGUAUGUCAAGGUACGCACUAUUACCACUCGCUCAAACUCCCUCAAGCAGGGGACCAAUGACAGUCAUUUCCCCAUCACAAUGAAUGGAAAGGAUGACGGUAUAUGGAUCACCGAAAUGGAGAAGAUUUUUGGAUUCCCAAAGCAUUACACAGACGUGAAGAACAUGGGCCGUAAUCAGAGACAGAAGGUGCUGGGUAAAUCCUGGAGCGUCCCGGUGAUCAGACAUCUGUUUGCUCCACUGAAGGAUUACUUUGCCUGUGAUGAGGUCCUCUCAAAAUGUGGAGAGCUUUAAGAGAGCUUGUCUCUCUGUCACAGUUCAAGACUCAGGAAUGUAUCGAUUUCCUUGUAAUUUGUGAUUUUAAAGUUGCUA